Messenger RNA from Epinephelus fuscoguttatus (brown-marbled grouper), 5180 nucleotides. It is a transcript of the gene gja3, whose product is annotated as gap junction protein, alpha 3. NCBI's taxonomy places the organism in Eukaryota, Metazoa, Chordata, Actinopteri, Perciformes, Serranidae. The record is from RefSeq and is a predicted model, not a curated record. Gene Ontology annotation, biological process: cell communication. The coding region runs from base 727 to 2151 and encodes 474 amino acids. The transcript is spliced from 3 exons. Gene Ontology annotation, cellular component: connexin complex.
ACGGGCUGAUGACUCUGUGGAUUCACUCAUGCAUGGUCACACAAUGUGACAGUCCAGACAUGGCUGGAAACGGGAGGCAGCUCCGUUUAACCGAGCCCCAUCUCCGACUCCAAGCCGCCUCCAAAAACUAACAACAACAAAAAAGGGAAAAACUUUUUCCUUGCGCAAGUUAACGGGCCCGGGACAAACAGCCAGACAGAGUGGACGAGGUCGUGUAUGAAUGAGUUUGAGAGGCAGCAUUCUGAAAAACAAAAAAAAAGUUUGAGCUGACAGAGAGGCGACAGGUUGCGGGUUUGGGAUCAGGGAGCCAGAGGGAGGGUCGCUGCAGCCGCUGGAGGUCUACGCGCUUUUCGACGCACUCAAAUGAUGGCACCAAUGAUGGCAGAUGGAUUUGCUUUUCGUGUUUAAGUAUGACAUCUCCGGUCUAAAGGUAUGACGGAUACACACUGCUGAGAAUAUUUGCCUGUGCUUAAAAUGGAAGUAAAGUAACACCAAGUAAAUGAAGAGCGGCGCGUUAUCAGGUAAUUAAGAGUUGCAUCAGUUUUUACUAAACAAGAAGAGAAAGACAAAAGCCUGACAAAGCUUAAAGGCAGUCUGGGGACUCUGGCACAGUCUGUAUUGUGAGGCUGGUGUCAUACAUAUUGUGAACCCUAGUCGAUGGAUUUAUUACCUUUAAUACAAGAAUAUUUUACCUGUACUUUCUCCAUAGGCUAGAAAUCUUGAAGCAUGGGCGACUGGAGCUUUCUGGGGCGGCUGUUGGAGAACGCUCAGGAGCACUCAACGGUCAUCGGCAAAGUCUGGCUGACUGUCCUCUUCAUCUUCAGGAUCCUGGUGCUGGGGGCCGCGGCCGAAGAGGUCUGGGGCGAUGAGCAGUCCGACUUCACCUGCAACACUCAACAGCCCGGUUGUGAGAACGUCUGCUACGACGAGGCCUUCCCCAUCUCGCACAUCCGCUUCUGGGUGCUGCAGAUCAUCUUCGUGUCCACACCGACUCUCAUCUACCUGGGCCACGUGCUACACAUCGUCCGCAUGGAGGAGAAGCGGAAAGAGAAGGAGGAGGAGAUGCGCAAAGCAAACAGGUUCCAAGAGGAGAAAGAACUCCUUUAUAGAAAUGGUGGAGAUGCUGGAGGAGGCGCUGGCGGCGGCAAGAAGGAGAAGCCGCCAAUCAGGGACGAGCAUGGCAAAAUCCGUAUCAGAGGCGCAUUGCUGCGUACCUAUGUGUUCAACAUUAUUUUCAAGACCCUGUUUGAAGUGGGAUUCAUUUUGGGCCAGUAUUUUCUCUAUGGCUUCCAGCUGAGGCCCCUGUACAAGUGUGCACGUUGGCCCUGCCCCAACACCGUUGACUGCUUCAUUUCGAGGCCCACUGAAAAGACUAUUUUUAUUAUAUUUAUGCUUGUGGUGGCUUGCGUGUCUCUUUUGCUGAAUUUGUUAGAGAUCUAUCACCUUGGAUGGAAGAAAGUUAAACAGGGCAUGACAAACGAGUUUGCCCCUGACCACGAGUCGCUGCGCCGCGUCGACAUUGCAGAGCCUGAGUGUAUGGCCUCAGCCUCCAGAACUGCCCCAUCCACCCUCAGCUACCCUCCCAACUACACAGAUGUGACGGCAGGCAGCGGGGCAUUCCUGCCGCCCAUGGUGCCGGCAGCCGUGCCCUCAACAGCGGGGUUCAAGAUGGACGAGCUCCAGCAGGAGGAGUCCCGCCACCAGCCCUCCCCCUCCCACUACUACAUCAGCAACAACAACAACCACAGGCUGGCCACGCAGCAGAACUGGGCCAACCUGGCCACCGAGCAGCAGACUCGGGAGAUGAAGGCCACCUCCCCCUCCCCAUCUUCCUCUUCCUCCAGCACCGCUGACAAGGAGCAGCAGCAGCCGCCCAUCGAUGCUGUGCUGCUCCCUCCAACCAGCAACACCAGUAACACCAACAUCACCAACUCGACUGCCACUGCCGCCUCCAGCAGCAGCAGCCCCGGCACUGCAUCCAACGCGGGCAGCUGGAGUGGAGGGAAGAGCGAGCAGGAGGAAGGCCACGUCACCACUACUACUGUGGAGAUGCACAAGCCUCCAGUAACGGUCAGCACAGACCCUCGGCGGCUUAGUCGGGCCAGCAAGAGCAGCAGCAUCAGGGCCAGGCCGAGCGACCUGGCUGUCUAAAUCUCUUCAGCCCUUUCAUGUCCCUAAACCCUCCCUGACCAACACCCCGCUUCCCCAAACCCCACCCCCAAACACAGUGAUUCUCAGACAAAAAAAUCUCACACAUGCAGAAAGCAGAAAAAAAAACAAACAAAAAAAACAAAAAACAAAAAAACAAACAAAAAAAAAAAAAACAGAAGGCGGCAAAGUGACAAGAGACAGGAAAGCAGAGUAACAGAAAAGUUUAGGCAAAUGUGAAAUGACUUGAUCAGCAGCAGUCGUUGAUUUAGUGCAAUCGGUGAGUUGCAGAGUAGUUGAGGCAAGGUUUGUUUUUUUGGAUGGUCUUAAUUUAUGCACACAAAAUGUGAUCAUAAAGUGCUGAAGCCAGACGGCUCUGCCCACAUGGAGCGAAGGAGAUUGUGCUGUCGUACUUUUGCAUCAAAAUGGACACAUCUCACCAACGUGUUUGGUUUGGGGGGAAGAUCUCAUGGUGUUUUUUUUCCCUUCUUUUUGUUGAGCCUAAAGGACUGAUUAUUUCACAUGAAUGACUGGAUUUUUAUUUUUAUUUCAUCUGAAGGAAGCACAUGUAGCUGGCGUUGUUGUACAGAUCAGUUAUUCAAUGCGUAGCCAGACAAUUCGCUCAUAUAUCUUGUUCAUCAUUUUUAUCUGGUUUCACAGUCGAAUCGGCCGCGCAAACGUGAACUGCGCGUUGCACUACAUGUUAACCAGGUUGUUACAGCGUUUGUUCUUUGACCUGGAAGUUCGUUUGAUGCAUCAUUUUACCAAACACCUGUUGUGUUAAACAUAAUUCAUGCAUGUAGAAAUUCCAUCAACAAACAUUACUUGUAUUGUGUUCCUUGUAGGUGUGCAUGCCAGCAGCCCUACAACUCACCGAUUCACUAAGAAAUUUGCAUGGCAAAGGUGGCUAGCUUGGUUUUACCCAUGAUCCACUGCUGCACUUCCCUGCAGAGACGAUAUUUAUUGUAAUUGAGAUGGAAUGGAUAGGAAUGGACUGAUGUGAUAUCCCCGGAGUCCUCAGCAUAAACAGAUACAGUCACAGUGUGGACAGGAUAUGGGUCAAAACUGGUGGUAGAAGUCAUCCCUGCGAUGCCCAGAAUGCACCUGGGUUUCUACGAGCACUACAUUGUCAAUAACAUAGAUCAAAACGUUUCCACUACGCUGUAAGUUUGCAAAAGAGGUCCUUUGCGCCUACCUCUGUCAGCGUCGCCUUCAGUCAACAUGUCUAAAAAGCAAAAUGCUCUACACUAACUGCACAAAUGACAAGAAAUUGCCUUCAGAGAAUUUUGGAAAUGUUAUGAAAACACACGACAGCCACCAUCUGAUAUUAAGAAUAACAUUAUAGUCCUUGUUCAUGCACACAAACAGCCUCCCAGAGCUCUUUGGCUGACAUUAAACUGCAGUUUUUUGAGGGGGGGGACUGAGACUUGGCAGAUAUCUUUGCCCUCAAACCCACAACCCCUCUCUUUAAUCAUCACACCUAAAUAUUGAGAGCAACUUUGGGAGUUUGACUUUCACCGUCACACAUUUACGUUGCUUCUUCAUUGGUUUUAUUCUGAAAAGUGCUAUUUUUUUAAAUUGAAUUUUACUCAUACAUUGCAUACUUGUAGUAGUCAGUUUGUGGUUGCAAAACAGCUACGAUUUAAACAAAAUGACCUGGCGCUGCAAAGUUCAAAACGCCACGGUGCGGUCGACCUUGACGGCUUCUAUUUUGUUGUGUUCAUCUUGAUUCUUAGAGAUCUUUAGAAACCCAAACUUUUAACUGAAUUCAUCAGCAGCCGCAGUCCUCUGUCUCUGUUGUGUUACUGUGCUGUUUGGUUCGUUCACAACCCAGGCACUCACCUUCAAAAGCCCAUUUUCUUCUUUAACACCAACCUUAAUCCACUGUAUUAUCCUGUGAGUUCAACUCUAGGGCAGAGUUGGAAGUGCACAGUAAGACUGUGUGAAAACUCAUUGGACAUAUUGUACUCACAGGGCAUAACAACAUGAUUAAGAACUAAUAUGUUUGUGCACAGUAUUUUACAGGAGCAAUACUUUUCCAGCAGUUAAUGUACAGGUUAAUACACUGGAGUAAGAGCAAAGUGGUAGCAGCUGUUUUGUUUUAUUUUUAGGGGGGUGGGGGUUACAAAAUGAUGGUACUGUAUAGUGUAAGAGUAUUUGUACCCAUAUAAUGUCUCAUGCUCUAUCUUACUUAAGUUGCUUAAAUGACAUUUAGUGCAAACAGAAACACAAAGAGGAGAAUAAACACCCACACGAUGCAUAGGUAAAAGCAGCCUUUCCAAAUCCAUGUUUCUUGUUCAAAAUGACAAAAAAAAAAUCUUUGUUAUCUGCAUUUGUUCUUGAUCCCAAAAGUUUACAUUUUGGUAGUUGAUAAAGAUUUGCACAUUUAGGAAAGAAAAAUUGCUGUUCUACAAUGCUAAUAUUGGUAGUAGUAGUAAUAGAGAGAGCGCGAGAGAAAGAGCGAGAGCGAGCGUGACGAGAAAACUGCCAAAUCUCUAUGAUCCUCAAAGGAAAAAAAAAUGUCUUAAAACUAAAACGCAGCGGCUCUUCACACAAAAGGCAGUAUUAAAAAAAAGAAACUGUUACUUAUCUCAAGCUCAGAUAACGAUGAGUUUGAAGAUUUAAAAAAAAAAGUGCGAGAGAGAAAAAACAGUUGGGGUAUUUUUCUGUGUGUUCACUCGGUUUGUUCUCACAGACGUCACAUCAGACGACUCCACUGUUGAGAGAAUGUUAGCUGGGUAGCUGGCCCUUCCCUAACCCUGCAUAUGAAGCCCUGAAAGGAUGUUGUGUUCAAAGCCCGUCGUCCCCUUGACUCCUCCAAAAAAACUCUCUCCUCUUACGUUUCAUGCAGAGCAUGAUUUCUCUGGAUCGUCAGGGAGUAGGAACCAUCUCACAAUGCUCAGAACAGCAACCUGUUUUCAAUGCUGUCUUAAACAAGAGAAGUGCCUUGUGUAUGAAUGAUUCUUUUGUAAGAACAAGUUGAUGUAAAUGUUCAUUUACCUCAAAUGUUUACAAAACUGUUACUAAAUAAA